Messenger RNA from Coprinopsis cinerea okayama7#130, 537 nucleotides. RefSeq lists its product as hypothetical. The transcript has 4 exons. The coding region runs from base 1 to 537 and encodes 178 amino acids. The record is from RefSeq and is a predicted model, not a curated record. NCBI's taxonomy places the organism in Eukaryota, Fungi, Basidiomycota, Agaricomycetes, Agaricales, Psathyrellaceae.
AUGCCUUCUCUCUUCAAGACCCUCGCUGUCGCAUUUGCCGCUACCGCUGCAGUCGUCGCAUUGCCCGCGGAUGUUGACGAUUUCGUCCCCGGCCCAGGUCUCCCCUCCCUCGAGGAACUUGGUAUGACCAAGGAAGACCUCUAUAAGCCCAUCCCUGAGGAAGUCCUGAAGUCUAUCCAAGCUGAAUACGGCGGCUUGACCAAGCGCUACACCCCCACCUGUGGUAGCACUAACCGGGCAUCCCAUGCCGACGCCGUUGCAUGCUACAACUAUUUGAACGGUCUCGGCACCACUUCCUGCGUUGUUCCCAACAACGCCGGUGGUGCUGGUAACAUCAACUUCUGCAAGAUUGGCUCCGCCUACUGGACUGGAUCCUGUCUCGCUGGAACUUGCCCCGGAUCCUCGUACUGCCGCGACGUUGCCCGAGGUGGCCUCUGGGUUCUCAACAACUGCAAUGUCGGUGGCCAAGUUCGCGGUUCCAACGCCGCCUGGGGCAACGGCAAUCUCAUCGUUGGCAUUCAAAACUACGGUGCUUGA